GCUUCACAGUGAACAAACUGCAGUCGGAACACUCAGCAGCAACAGCAACAGCAGCUAAACCUCCCUCAUUAAAGGUUCUUCUUGUCUUUCCAAAUGGGUUCUAUAGUGGCCAAGCUAUUGCUACCAACAAUCAGCAGCCUGGCAUUUCUGCCAACCAUCAGCAUAGCUGCCAAGAGGAAGUUUCACAUGGAAGCUAUGGUCUAUUUUUUCACAAUGUUCUUCAUUGCAAUCUUUCACGCUUGUGAAGGGCCUGGCUUGUCUUUCCUGUGCUUUAUGAGAUAUGAUAUCCUGGAGUACUUCAAUAUUUAUGGCACAGUCCUCUCCAUGUGGGUGUCUUUAAUAGCACUGGCUGAUUUUGAUGAACCCAAAAGGUCCACCCUGGUGAUGUUUGGAGUUCUCACCAUUGCAGUAAGGAUCUACCAGGAUCGCUGGGGCUAUGGGGUCUACUCUGGCCCCAUUGGGACUGCUGUGCUUAUGAUCACAAUCAAAUGGCUCACCAAAAUGAAAGAGACAAAGAAACUAUAUCCAGAUAAAAGCGUAUAUACUCAGCAGAUUGGACCAGGAUUCUGUUUUGGGGCACUGGCUUUGAUGCUACGAUUCUUUUUUGAGGAAUGGGAUUACACAUAUGUACACAGCUUUUACCAUUGCGCUUUGUCAAUGUCCUUCGUGCUGCUGCUUCCCAAAGUCAACAAGAAAGCAGGUAAUGGGGGUGACCCUGCCAAAAUGAACUGUUCCACAUUCUGCUGCUGUAUAUAAAUGGAAAGAACUUGAUCGAUAUGGAUGUGAAUAAACGUGAUACUUAAAAGAAAUAGGAACACUGGCAUUUAUGCUCAAACUAAGCCUGAUUUGUCCCUAAUCAACAUGCACUUCCAACAGACAAGAUUUUCAGGUCCAUUUCAGCAAAAAACAAAAGGUACUGUAUGUCACAGGGGUUUUUAUUCACAAGGUGGAUAACCCAGAAUAUAGGCAAAAGAUUCAUGUUGACCUUACCUAGAGGCUUAUCUCAUGAUGUACCUAAAUUCCAGUCUCUCUGUUUUCUUGAAAAUGUUAAUUUCAACCAAGAAGUUUCUACUUUCUCCUGAUAAUGUUAUUAGUAAGAGCUUUCUUCGUUCGUUCAUGUUAAAUGCUGGCAAAGCACAGAAACUACUAUAUAAAUAAAAAAGGAAUGAUUUUGAAA
Molecule: messenger RNA, 1177 nt
Organism: Xenopus laevis (African clawed frog)
Lineage: Eukaryota; Metazoa; Chordata; Amphibia; Anura; Pipidae
Gene: mymk.S
Product: myomaker, myoblast fusion factor S homeolog
Exons: 5
Coding region: 94-756 (220 amino acids)
Cellular component (GO): membrane; plasma membrane
Source: RefSeq, a predicted model, not a curated record